UCGUCGUUUGUUUCUUGGAGUAGUCAGCGCGUGCUGCGUUGUUUGAUGGUGGACGCGGCUCGCGGCGGAAGAAUUUUUAGUAGUGUUGUGCAUACAGUUGGCUUUGGAAGUCCGAUACUAGCGACACGACGCCGGCGUCCAAACCGCGGUUCGGUGGUAUUUGAAAUAUUCGAAAAGCGCGCGGAUUUUGUAGUAUGUAGUUGUUCUAUAUAAACAUAAAACACGUACACCAGUAUGGUCAACAGCAUAAUCCAUUAAUUAAAAUAAAAUAGUUAACAUUUCGGCAUCUAGUUAGACAUUACAUAAAAGAAAUUAUAAAGUGAAUCAUAAACAUAAUAGUGUUUUACGAAUCAUUUUCAACAUGUGGCAGUCAAAAACUUUUAUUACGCUUUUCGUUGCUGUUUAUUUGGUUGUGAACUCUCGUGGAGUAAUAGGUAGUUUAGAUGAGCAACAAGAAGAAUGUGCAGCUUGUUCCAAAGGAUCAUGUCGUAGCGUCAAUGGAAUUUAUACGAGGCCGGAUUUGCCACCAGGAUACUCAUUGGUUGCCCAGCUUCCUGCAGGAGCCUGUAGAAUUUUGGUUCAACAACUGAAGCAUACCAGAAAUUUUAUCGCCCUGAAAAACAGCAACGGCUCAUACAUUGUUAAUGGCGACUGGAAAUUGAGCAACAGUCGGGUGUUUCAAGGAGCAGGAACAAAGUUUGUUUACCUUCGCCAGGACGAAAAUUCUCUGGAAACCGUGACGUCGCCAGGACCUUUGGCAAAUGCAGUCGACAUAAUGAUUGUUAAUUACCAAGCCAACCCUGGAAUCAAAUAUGGAUAUUCCCUACCAUUAUCCGCCGAUAUAGCACCACCGCUAAUGAAACGACCAAUAAUCGAACCGAUCGUUCUUGAAACGAAAUCUGACCUAUCUCUAAAUACUUCACUUAGUCAAAGGGAUGAGGCUAAGCCUCCUUUACCAGUACCUGGAAUACGGAGAACAAGACUUAGAAGAAAACAUUUUCAUUGGAAAAUUACUGGGUUAACGGCUUGUUCAAAGUCUUGUGGAGGAGGCCUUCAAUCCUACGUUAAAACUUGCACCAGAGAUGCGGGACACACUCAAGUUCCAGUAGUCGAUCGAAGAUGCGCCCAUUUGCACUCACCCACUCCGGCACCGAUACGCUGCAAUACCGCUCCGUGUCCUCCUUCCUGGGAAUUCCAUUGGAGUCAAUGUAGCGCGACUUGUGGAGAAGGACUCCAACAAUACACUCCACAAUGUAAACAAGAUUCUCUUACAGUGAGCGAAAGUUUGUGUACCAAGCCUAAACCCAGCAUUCAGACAAGGCCAUGUCGAGAAAGCUAUUGUGACAAUCGAAGCGAAAAUGAACUACCCCAAACUUACGAUGACAACGCAAAUAGUUUUGACUGGGCUACUGGACCAUGGUCUGCAUGUUCGGUCUCCUGCGGUACUGGUCACAGAACAAGAUCAGUUACCUGCCCCUCAGGAAGAUGUAUACCAGAUGAUAGGCCGACUCAUGCUGAAUAUUGCGAAAUGGGAUCUUGCACACCUAGAGAGAUAGUCUACCAUACUUCUUCUAGCCGAUCAAUAUCAACUUGGUUGGCAACAGACUGGUCGCAAUGUUCAGAAGCUUGCGGUACUGGUACUCAGACUAGAAUGGCAGUAUGUGGGCUUCAGGAUAAGGAAAGUUGUCCAUCGGAAACAAAACCGGAGCUAUCCAGAGCAUGUUCAAGCGAUAAGCAAUGCGACGCACAGUGGUUCGAAGGUCCAUGGGGUCCUUGCUCAGACGGCUGCUUAGGUAGAGGCAAACAAAAGAGAGAAGUGGUAUGUGUAAUUAAAAUUAGAGGAGUGCCUCACGUAACAAACGACAUGACCUGUCCAUCACAUUUAAAACCUGCGGAAGAGCAAGCUUGUGAAAGUGGAUGCCCCCCUCGUUGGUACUUUGGAGACUGGAGGCAAUGUGAAGGUACCUGCCCUGUGGGAAUUCAAAGAAGAGAAAUUAGAUGUUUGGAUCCGUAUGGAAGGGACGUUGAAGGAUGUCCAGAAAACGACAAACCAGUAGGAAAGAGAACCUGUCCCUGCGAGGCGGACAAUAAAGGAAGAUAUAAACCAGUGCACGAUGAACCAACUGAUCGUACACGUAGUUUGGUUAAAAGAUACUGCGUUGACAAAAUCCACAAAUGCAAAUUAGCUGUACAGGCAAGAUUGUGUCAUUAUCCUUACUAUGUCACUCACUGUUGUGAAUCGUGUCGAAGAGCGCAAGAAUCGUUAGAAUAAGAAGCUGUGAUUGGAUAAUAUGAAAAUUGUUUAGGUAGUCAAAAGUACUGAAGAGAGGAAAACUUAGUAAUAAUACCUAAAUAUGAACAAAUGAUUGAGCGCGAGUGGUAUAAAAAGUUCUGUGUCUUUUGUAUAUAAAAGAAAGAAAAUAAGACAUGACAAGAAAUGAUAAGUUAUAGAAAAGAUAUGGGUAUCAAUAUUAUUAUUUAUAUCGAUAAAAAAAUGUAUGUUUUAUGUAUUCAGAAUGUUGCCCCCUUUAUAUUCAACAUUUUCAGAAACAUCAGGAAUGCAGUAGGCAUCUAAAGACGUUGAAGACGUAAUAAUAUAACUAUAAGUGUCGGGAUUAGCCUGAAUUGUUUUAAUGUCUAUUUGUUUGUCCCAAUAGAUUUCUGCGAAACUGUCACAGAUCCACCAAUAAAUCGGUCUGUUGGUGAUUUAUAUCUUGCUAUUUUAACCACGCAGGUCUCCUCCUUCGGCUUAUAUGGUUUUUCUAUUCCUUUUCUUCUAUUUAGUCUCCAUUCGUUGAUACAACUUACGUUAGAGCUUAUUCUAAUGUCUUCAUUUAUCUUUCAACGUAUUUUCUGUAAUUAUUUUCAGACCUCUAAUCCCUGCCGUUUUCAGUAGUAUUUUUGUUGUGGCUGUUUCGGGUCUUGUUUCUGAUGCAUAUGUCAUUAUUUGUCUUACACUGGCUUUCACUCUUGCACUAGAAAUUCUUGACUUCGUCUCAGUAUUAAUAUGUCGGUUUUCCCAUAUUGUUAAGGCAUCCUACCAGUCUAUUUGCUUUUUGUACUUGAUCUCUCACUUCCUUGCCCAGGUCUUCAUAGAUGGACAGUCUAAUUACAAAGUAUUUUCUUGAAGAGAAGUAUCCAUAUUUCUCAAAUGUGGUCUCGAGGUAACGAAGUACAAAAACUCGAAGAAGUACCACAAUUAUUUUUUUUUAUACAGGGUGUCCCAAAAGUAGUGGAACGGUA
Molecule: messenger RNA, 3243 nt
Organism: Diabrotica virgifera virgifera (western corn rootworm)
Lineage: Eukaryota; Metazoa; Arthropoda; Insecta; Coleoptera; Chrysomelidae
Product: ADAMTS-like protein 4
Exons: 11
Coding region: 362-2272 (636 amino acids)
Biological process (GO): extracellular matrix organization
Cellular component (GO): extracellular matrix
Molecular function (GO): metalloendopeptidase activity
Source: RefSeq, a predicted model, not a curated record